GAGACAGAGGUCAAGGUGCGGCCACGUCUUUUGGGUGGCAGGCAGCUCAAGGCCCGUUGGCCGCUGGCUUCUUCCAGUCGGCGAUGGAACGGCUACCGUUGCUGCUGCUGCUGUGCUCGCUGCUCCUCACGGCGGAGGCAGCCGUGCGUGAGAGGGAGGACCCACCGUCGGCCGGUUGCCAACUGGGCGCCAAGCUGUUCGGACACGGGGCCCGAGUGCCCCGGUCGGACCCCUGCGAGCGAUGCCUCUGCUUCGCGGCACAAGUGAUCUGCUGGCAGGAGCGAUGCCCCAAUCAGACGAAGCCCGGGUGCACCGAGCGCAGGAUGCCCGGCGUCUGCUGCCCGGCCCUCGAGUGCAGUGACACCACCACACCCGUGAAAGCAGUGCCGGCUGCGGCGGCAGAGCCCGAUCCAACACGAUCCGAGCCAGUUGUGGUGGAAGCCUCUCUUCACGGAGAAAGCCACCACCAACAGGGCUGCGUCCUGGGCGGACAGCGGUUCGCGCUGGGAGACUUGGUUCCCAGGGCCUCGGGCCCGUGCAUGCAGUGCCGCUGCGCCGAUGGUCCCCGGCUUCUGUGCCGAGCCACGCCCUGCGCGGGGCCCGUCAUGCUGGGCUCUUCAUCGCCUCGGCGCCCACCGCCGCCCACGCACACGGUGCGCCGGAUAGCGCCCACUCUGGUGCUGCCCUGAGCAACAUCGGCCGGCGUCCAGGGGGUCACCCCGAGGUGUCCGGACACGCCGCCAGUCAACUCCCCAGUCAUAACCCGCAAGACGUCUUCCAAAAUCCGGCGCUUUAUUCCAGAAACUAAGGCGAACAACCGACGGCCCUCAAUGGCAUAGGCCGGCAAAAUUGUUUCAGCCUCACUCAGAAUCACUCAAGAUAAGCAUUUUUCGCUUAGGAUUCACUCGAAAUCAGAAAUUGCUGAAGCGGGCUAACUCAAACUCGCGAAGCUUCUUCAUCCGAAUUCUUUCGGACUCAUACUCACCAAGACAUUCCACGAAAGGGGUGACUCAGACUCAGACUCACGAACGUUUUCUUCAAGCAGACUCACUCGGACUCAGAUAAACCAAAAUUUUCCGCAAGUGGGCUCACUCAGCCUCACCGCCCAAUCUGAGUCUAAGUGAGAAUCAACUCAAGAGCGAGUUUGCCACCCUAUACGGUCAAUUUAGGGCACACAUAAGUCGGCGGCUGUAUGUCUUUAGCGGGCGACGCGGCAAUGCGCAGAUAUCGAACUCGGGACUAGAGUAGUAUAAUGCUUCUUACUUAGCGAGGCUAAAUCUUUGACCUUGUUGGUGUGACAUAUUCAUUAAGAGCUCAACUGGAACGACGUGGAUUGAACAGGGAGUAACACACACGCGGUAACUUGCAGGAAUGCGUGUCUUCUUGGAAGCUCGUCCCGUUUUACUUCGCCCUGUUUUCAUGCAUAAUAGCAGGUACCAAACUCCAGAGGCGUGCGCAGUUUCUCUGAUAGAGGGGAGGGAAGCACCCCUCCUCCGUUAUUCCACUGGCCGAGCCUGAAGAAGACAUGCUUCGCGGUGGAUGGAAAAGUGGGAAGGGAAGUGUUAACGCACUUUUCACGAUGGCCCGCCUCUGGUUCUCAAAUUUGCGAGGAUAAAGGCAGGAGGUACACAGUUCUUGCAAUGCAACAUCAGGGGAAAUCGGUCGCCAUUAUCGUAAAAUCCGUUGAUGACCAUCACUUGUACAUGACGGCCAGUGGCGGAUCCAGAGGGCGGGCAGUAGGGGUGAUACACCACCCUCCCCCUCUUCGGCUUGUGUCAGCCCCCCAUCCCUCUUCUCAGCGCUUGUCGUCCAUCUUCUAUCACCAAUGUGAACGAAUGGGUGGGACCACAGUGAGCACACAUUAGCAGUAUUUACGCUAUGAGAGGGUUUUCAUGCUAGUAAACACAAAAAAGUCCAGACCCCCCACCCUCUGGUGUUACUUCAAGCGACCCAUCCCUAAAUUGAGUCCCUGGAUCCGCACCUGAUGCCUGACUGAGCAAC
This is a messenger RNA of Rhipicephalus microplus (southern cattle tick), 2001 nucleotides long. RefSeq names its product kielin/chordin-like protein. Gene Ontology annotation, cellular component: extracellular region. Lineage: Eukaryota; Metazoa; Arthropoda; Arachnida; Ixodida; Ixodidae. The record is from RefSeq and is a predicted model, not a curated record.